UUGGAGCUGUCAGAGCGCGCGAUGACCAUGGAGGCGUCCAGGAGUUUAACAGGAGGAUUUCACUACCAAACUGAAACUGAAAGGACGGGACGCAGGUUUUGGAUUUUGUUUUGUCUUAUUUUUCCUGCUUUGGAGACAGAGGACAGUUUCGCGACUUGAGAGACUAAAAACAAUCAUCAAAGGAAGGAACGUGGAAUCAAUUUUAAAAUCAUGCACUGUUUAUUUCCAUGGAGAGAUGGCAUGCGUGCUCCUCUUCAAUCGGUUGCUUCCCUUCUCACACCGCCUCACAAGAACAUCCUUGUGCUUAUUGUCCCUUUUUCUGUCAUACUUGUGCUAUUGUGCACUAUUCCCAGCCAACACAAUCAUGCAAACGUCAGGUGAUCCGACGCCCAGCUGCCAGAGCGUCCUGGAUCAUGGAGCCAAAAGACGCAUCCAGAAGUCCUGCGUUCUGCAGCCGAGCAGCGCCGACGCGUCCCGGCUGAAAAGCGAUCAAAGACCCUCCACGAACCUCCAUACCGACACGCCGAGCCCUCCCAUGAGCAAUUUGAAGUUUGGGAAUAAAAAGUUACCGAAUGCCAUCAUAGUUGGAGUGAAAAAAGGAGGCACGAGAGCUGUUUUAGAGUUUAUCCGGAUUCAUCCAGACGUGCGCGCGGCUGGCACCGAGACGCACUUCUUCGACAGGAACUAUGACAGAGGUCUGGAGUGGUACAGAGGUUUAAUGCCAAGGACGCUUGAAAGCCAAAUCACAAUGGAGAAGACGCCAAGCUACUUUGUGACAAAAGAGACGCCACAUCGUAUCUCUGCUAUGUCCAGAGAAACAAAGCUCAUUGUGGUGGUGCGAGACCCAGUGACCCGUGCAAUAUCUGACUACACUCAAACUUUAUCCAAAACUCCUGACUUGCCCAGCUUCCAGGACCUGGCCUUCAGAAAUCAGAGUCUUGGCAUUGUGGACACAACUUGGAAUGCUAUCAGGAUCGGUUUGUACGUUCUACAUCUCGAGAACUGGCUCCGCUACUUCCCUUUGGCUCAGAUCCACUUUGUUAGCGGAGAGCGUCUUAUCACAGAUCCAGCAGGGGAGUUGGCUCGGGUGCAAGAUUUCCUCGGGUUAAAGCGAAUUGUCACGGACAAACACUUCUACUUUAACCGCACCAAGGGCUUCCCUUGCCUUAAGAAGCCUGAAAGCAGCGGCUCGCCUCGCUGCCUGGGAAAGUCAAAGGGCAGAACUCAUGUACAAAUAGACAGAGAUGCUAUAGAGCAACUGAGAGACUUCUAUAGACCUUACAAUGACAAGUUUUAUGAAAUGGUGGGUCAUGAUUUCAAGUGGGAGUAGAGGAGUGUUUUUAAACUGAACAAGAAAGACUGCCAUAUUUCUUUGUCAAAAACCUCCAUAUUAUACUGAAGCGAACAAGAGCAAACAUGUUGCAAUGGCCCAA
Molecule: messenger RNA, 1433 nt
Organism: Labrus mixtus (cuckoo wrasse)
Lineage: Eukaryota; Metazoa; Chordata; Actinopteri; Labriformes; Labridae
Product: heparan sulfate glucosamine 3-O-sulfotransferase 2-like
Exons: 2
Coding region: 236-1330 (364 amino acids)
Molecular function (GO): [heparan sulfate]-glucosamine 3-sulfotransferase activity
Source: RefSeq, a predicted model, not a curated record